GUGCGGCAUGUAUGUUGGCAAGAGUGGAGCAAGAACGUCUGGAGAGUCUAAAGUACGAGAGAGCGACGAUCUACGUAAAGUGCGUGGAAGAGAACGAGGAUCCAAAGACGGAAAGCGACUUGGAGCAAGUGGCUGCGAAGAGAGCCAAGAUAGAGAACGUGAGGCCGUCGAGGACUCGGAGGAACUUGAAGGGAUCUCACGAGCUCAAAGUUUCGUCAGAGAUCACGUUGAAGGAGCUCAAAUUAAUGACGAUGCAGAUCUGUGGCGCAGGACCAUACGAUCAACACCUGAUGCUGGGCGAACACGAGCUCACCGAUCACAGUCAAAGUCUCGCGGCGCUUGGUAUAUUUCCCGGGGCACUUCUCACCUUGAAGAUCGAUACGCCGAUAGAAAACGAGGCAGACGUAACGGCGGACGCGAGCAACCCCGAGGUCACCUUCCCGGAAAAGGGCUUCAAGGGAACGGAAUUGGUGCCAAGCUGAUUUGCAUCAUCGAAAAUCAGGGGAUAGCCAAUUGCCGUGUGGCGGGACGUUCAAUAACGAUAGUCGAUUCAACAUAAAAUAUUUUUGUACACGAG
This is a messenger RNA of Colletes gigas, 577 nucleotides long. RefSeq names its product ubiquitin carboxyl-terminal hydrolase 48-like. The record is from RefSeq and is a predicted model, not a curated record. Gene Ontology annotation, biological process: protein deubiquitination. Gene Ontology annotation, molecular function: cysteine-type endopeptidase activity; cysteine-type deubiquitinase activity. The transcript is spliced from 5 exons. NCBI's taxonomy places the organism in Eukaryota, Metazoa, Arthropoda, Insecta, Hymenoptera, Colletidae. Bases 12 to 482 code for a protein of 156 amino acids.